Messenger RNA from Abrus precatorius (Indian licorice), 777 nucleotides. RefSeq names its product CASP-like protein 1E2. NCBI's taxonomy places the organism in Eukaryota, Viridiplantae, Streptophyta, Magnoliopsida, Fabales, Fabaceae. The transcript has 2 exons. The record is from RefSeq and is a predicted model, not a curated record. The coding region runs from base 56 to 661 and encodes 201 amino acids.
GCCCCAUAUUUGAGCUUGAGAGACAGAAAGAUAUUGCAAUCUUAUCGUUAGAAUAAUGGAGGGUGAUGAGUAUAAGGGAAACAGCUAUGUGAUGGAAGGGGGUGAGAGCAAAGAAACAGAAUUGGUGGUGGCUAAAUCUUCAUCAGCUCCUUUGGGUGCUUUUGAUUUGCUUAUGAGGCUCUUGGCUUUGACACUCACACUUGCAGCUGCUAUAGUUAUUGGGUUGGAUAAGCAGACAAAGGUUGUUCCCAUCUCGCUUGUGGAUUCUUUGCCCCCUUUUAAUGUUCCUGUUUCUGCUAAGUGGCACUACAUGUCUGCCAUUGUAUACUUUAUGGUGGCCAAUGCAAUAGCAUGCACGUAUGCAGCCAUCUCUCUACUCCUUGCCCUCCUAAAUAGAGGUAAAAGCAAAGGUCUGGGAGCAUUGAUCACCGUCCUUGACGCAUUCAUGGUGGCUUUGCUCUUUUCCGGCAAUGGCGCCGCCGCUGCCGUCGGUGUUCUUGGCUUCCAAGGAAACUCUCACGUGCAAUGGAAUAAGGUGUGCAAUGUUUUUGGCAAGUUUUGUGAUCAGAUGGCUGCUUCCAUUGUUGUGUCACUGGUUGGUUCACUAGCAUUCCUCUUGCUGGUGGUGGUUCCUGUGUUGAGGCACCAUCGUAGAACUUAGUUAAUUCAUAAGCUUAAUUUUAUUUUUAGUUUUUUUAAUAUGUAUUCAAGGACAUGUAAUAAAAAUUUACAUAUAAUAUUAUAUAUUUUUUUAAUAAAGAUGUAUUAUUUAUUAAC